CACAGCCUUCAGGAGUCGACACCCAUAUUAAAGAUCACCAAAAUUACGGUAAACGACAAAUACAACUCCGUGUCCCAGAAGGACGACAUCGCACUCCUCCGACUCGCCCAACCCAUCAAAUACACGGACUAUAUCGCGCCCGUAUGUCUACCGCCCAGCGAUCUGACCGAACCCGACAAUCUGAAAGUCGCCGGUUGGGGACGCACUGAAGAGGGCGGCAGAACCAGCGCUGUGUUGAACGAGAUAUCUCUACCGGAAUAUUCAUUCGCCAAAUGUGAGGACAAAUACAGUGGACUCAUCACAACCGACCAGUUAUGCGCCGGUGGUGUCAAAGGACAGGACACGUGUCAGGGAGACUCCGGCGGACCGCUCACGUCGCGCGUCAACGGCAGGACUGAUAUCAUGGGCAUUGUCUCGUGGGGUAUCGGCUGCGCGCGUGAGAACUAUCCCGGAGUUUAUACAAGAAUUACAUCAUAUCUGAAAUGGAUUGAAGACAAUACCAAAGACGCGACCUAUUGUCUGGCCGUCAACGAGACGACAGGCCAGACCGGACUCGACCCUCCCAUUCAACCGAAUUACGAUACCUGUGGUGUACCUAAUCUUCGUCUAUCGAAACGAGUUGUCGGCGGAACUGAAACAAAGCCGCAAGAGUUCCCAUGGAUUGUAAGAUCGCGUCCUUUGAACCAAUUAUAA
Medioppia subpectinata is the source of this 693-nucleotide messenger RNA. The record is from the annotation of a GenBank genome assembly. NCBI's taxonomy places the organism in Eukaryota, Metazoa, Arthropoda, Arachnida, Sarcoptiformes, Oppiidae.